GGCCUCCGUGCUGAGGGGCGCUGAGGGGCCUCCGGGCUGAGGGGCGCUGAGGGCUGAGCGCCGGCAUGCUGCGCUGGCUGCUCGGGGCCGGCCGGGAGCCCCCGGGGCUGGCCGAGAAAUCUCCCUUCCAGUCAGUGGGUGAAGAGCAGACCCAGAACCCCUACACAGAGCUGCUGGUGCUGAGAGCUCACCGCGACAUCGUGCGCUUCCUGGUGCAGUUGGAUGACUACCGGUUUGCGUCAGCUGGUGAUGACGGAACUGUGAUUGUGUGGAAUGCACAGACAGGGGAAAAGCUUCUGGAACUCAGUGGACACACGCAAAAGAUAACAGCUGUUUCGACGUUUCCUUGCUUGGCGUCUUGUGCAGAGCAGCGCCCGCUCCUGCUGACGGCCUCUGCGGAUAGGACGGUUGUGGUCUGGGACAGUGACACUGGCAGACUGGUGGAGAGACUGUCAUAUUUCCAGUCCACUGUGAAGUGUUUGAUGGUUCUCCCACGGCUGGGCGUCUGGCUGUCUGGUGGAGAUGAGCUGUGUGUGUGGAGCCGGAAGUUGGAUCUCCUGUGCAAGGCCGCCCAGCUCUCGGAUGCAGGGAUCACUGCUUUGGCUGAAAUACCUAAGAACUGUGUUGUAGCAGCAGCUGGCAAAGAGCUGAUCAUUUUCAGGUUGGUGGUGCCCUCGGAAGGAUCCCAGGAGUGGGGAAUUACUGAAGCCAAGCGCCUUCAUGGGCACCAGGAUAACAUUCUGUCCUUGGUCAGUGUCAACGAUGCUAGCUUUGUCUCCGGCUCCCACAUCGGAGAGCUGAUCGUCUGGAGUGCCCUGGACUGGACCAUGCAGGCUUCUGAGUGGAACUUCUGGGACCCAUCUCCACAGCAGGACACCCAGCAAGAAAUCAAACUCUGUCAGAAACCAAACGACAUUUCCAUUCAUCAUUUCACGUGUGAUGAGGAGAACGUGUUCGCUGCCGUUGGCCGGGGGCUGUACGUGUACAACCUUCCCACGAAGCGGCUCACCGCCUGCCACAAGGCUGCUCACGACUCCAGUGUCCUGCACAUCGCCAAGCUCCCCAACAGGCAGUUACUCUCCUGCUCAGAAGAUGGCAGUGUGCGCAUCUGGGAGUUACGAGAAAGACAGCAGCUCACAGCCGACCCCGUGCCCACAGGCUUUUUUAACAUGUGGGGAUUUGGAAGAGUGAAUAAACAAGCCAGCCAGCCUGUUAAAAAGCAGCAAGAAGUUACCACUUCCUGUUCCCUGGAGCUCAUUGGCGAUCUCAUCGGACACUCGUCCUCCGUGGAGAUGUUUCUAUACUUUGAGGAUCACGGACUAGUGACCUGCUCUGCGGACCACCUCAUCAUUUUGUGGAAGAACGGAGAGCGGGAAUCUGAACUGCGCAGUUUAAAGCUAUUUCAAAAGUUGGAGGAGGACGGUGACCUGUCCCACACUGCCCUGUAGUGUGGCACCACACAGGCCCCGAGGGACGGAGCACGAGGGUCCUUGUGGGUCUUCUAGAAACUGCUGCGGGCAACACCCCGAGGACCUGCCUGUUGGGGGCAGCGGACACCCAGGGCCAGGUCGCAGACUCGCCUGAGGGCACGUCUGACGCUGACCGUUACUUACCCGACAUCCCAAGCAGAAGGCUUCUCGGUAGUGGAUUCUGUCAUCCUGGUUUGUGUGUGGCUUGGGAAAUGAAGGACACUAAAUCCAAAGUUUGAAAUUACGAAAAGUUUAGUUCCAAGAGGUGAGACAUCAGCUGCAGGGGCAGGACAGGGUUACAGCGCGUCGCGUAGAGACGGCCGGCACGACACAGGGAAGAAACGCAUAGACAAGUGGAUGCUUGCAUGUGCCAGCCCCUUGCCUCGUGCGUGUCCACUCACGCUGUCUGCUGGCGCAGCGGGGAGAGGCCAGCCGUGAUGUCCUGUGACGGGGCUGCUCCCGGAGGUGACAGCAAGGUGUGAAAAGAGCUGUAUAAAACUAGGUGCUGUGCUUCAGCAUUCCAGUCAGGUUGCACUGAGUCUGUCCACAUCACCGAAGCACAUGGCGUGAUAAACAGCCUGGCUGACCACUUCCGUCCCCUCCCAGCAUGCUCCACGGACUGACACCCAGAGAAUUUAGAUUGUCAUAAAAAUGCUAAACAGCAAAUG
This is a messenger RNA of Ochotona curzoniae (black-lipped pika), 2137 nucleotides long. It is a transcript of the gene WDR41, whose product is annotated as WD repeat domain 41. Lineage: Eukaryota; Metazoa; Chordata; Mammalia; Lagomorpha; Ochotonidae. Gene Ontology annotation, molecular function: protein binding. The coding region runs from base 66 to 1448 and encodes 460 amino acids. Gene Ontology annotation, biological process: regulation of autophagy. Gene Ontology annotation, cellular component: lysosomal membrane. The record is from RefSeq and is a predicted model, not a curated record. The transcript is spliced from 14 exons.